Blepharisma stoltei is the source of this 735-nucleotide messenger RNA. NCBI's taxonomy places the organism in Eukaryota, Ciliophora, Heterotrichea, Heterotrichida, Blepharismidae. The record is from the annotation of a GenBank genome assembly.
AUGGCCGAACAGUUAAAAAUUAACGUUCCUAUAACAAAUUUUACAAUUGAUUUCAGAAGAAACUGCAGAUCGGCAAGUGCUAUAAAGCGGAGCGAAACAAAAAGAAGCCUAUUAAACUCCUCACAAAAGCUGAACAGAAGUUUGCACAAGUUUAGCAGAGCUAUAUCAAUAGACCCAAGGCAGUUUAGGUCAAAAUCUUAUAACUCAACUCCUCCAGAGCCUUUAAGACCAGAGUGUUGGAGACAACCGUCAGCGAAAAUAAUGGCAAGCAGUAACAAAAAAGAGCAAAAAGAAACAAACCUUCAAUCUUUAUUAUCAAGCACGACAAAUCUAAUGAGAAAAUACACUUGUCUAGGAAAUAAAGUCAGCUUUACUCCAUUAAGCAACACAAUGAAAAAAAGCAACAUAAAAUACAUAGAAAAUCUGUGCAAUGUGACGAUGAAAGAAUUAGAAAAAAGGGACAAACUGAAAAUAAGCAUAGCACAGCAGUUAAUAAGGAUGAAUAAAAUAAAAGAGAAUUAUAAUGAUAAUGGAAGCUUGAGGGAAGAAAAUUGUAAUAUUUUGCAUUCACACUUUGGAAGGGAUAGUCCAAUGGUAUUUGUUUCAAGAAAGUCGCAGACAAGGAGUACAAGGAACAUUACAAGGGGGAAUCUAAAUUUUCAAUUGAAAAGUAAACUGAGGAUUUCUGGGGAAAAUGAAAAAUUUGGGGAACUGCAUCAAUUGGAUAAUUUAUAA